Molecule: messenger RNA, 1317 nt
Organism: Blumeria graminis f. sp. triticale
Lineage: Eukaryota; Fungi; Ascomycota; Leotiomycetes; Helotiales; Erysiphaceae
Source: the annotation of a GenBank genome assembly
AUGGCAAUCACAAAAAUACAUGCACGCUCUGUCUAUGAUUCUCGGGGUAAUCCAACAGUAGAAGUUGACGUUGUCACGGAGACUGGUUUACAUCGUGCAAUUGUCCCAUCAGGUGCAUCUACUGGUCAACACGAAGCAGUUGAGCUCCGUGAUGGUGACAAGAGCCAAUGGGCUGGCAAAGGUGUCACAAAAGCCGUCGCAAACGUCAAUGACAUUAUUGGACCAGCCCUUAUUAAGGAAGACAUCGAUGUUAAGGAUCAGACUAAAAUUGAUAACUUUCUUAUCGGUCUUGACGGAACACCAAACAAGGGAAAGCUCGGUGCAAAUGCCAUUCUCGGAGUUAGUUUAGCUGUUGCUAAAGCAGCUGCUGCUGAGAAGAAAGUACCUCUUUAUGCUCACGUCUCCGAUCUAUCUGGAACAAAAAAGCCUUAUGUUCUCCCUGUCCCUUUUAUGAAUGUUCUGAAUGGAGGAUCGCAUGCAGGCGGACGCUUGGCUUUUCAGGAGUUUAUGAUUGUCCCCUCGUCAGCACCGUCCUUCUCCGAAGCUCUACGUCAGGGAGCUGAGGUAUACCAAAUACUAAAGGGUCUCGCUAAAAAGAAGUAUGGUCAAUCCGCUGGAAAUGUUGGAGAUGAGGGUGGUGUCGCACCAGAUAUCCAGACCGCCGAAGAAGCACUUGACCUUAUCACUGAUGCCAUUGAGGCUGCAGGAUACACAGGUAAAAUGUUUAUCGCCAUGGAUGUUGCAUCGAGCGAGUUCUACAAAGAGGAUGCCAAGAAAUACGAUUUAGACUUUAAAAAUCCCGAAAGUGACCCAACAAAAUGGUUAACUUACGUCGAGCUCGCCGAUAAAUAUCAAACUCUGGCGAAGACAUACCCAAUCGUCAGCAUCGAAGAUCCAUUUGCUGAGGAUGACUGGGAAGCGUGGAGCUACUUCUAUAAGACUUCUGACUUUCAGAUUGUCGGAGAUGAUUUGACAGUCACUAAUCCUAUACGUAUUAAAAAGGCCAUAGAGUUAAAGUCCUGCAACUCUCUUUUGCUCAAGGUAAACCAAAUUGGAACUUUAACCGAAUCUAUUCAGGCCGCCAAAGAUUCUUAUGCAGCUGGCUGGGGUGUCAUGGUAUCACAUCGUUCUGGUGAGACUGAAGAUGUCACUAUUGCUGACAUAGUUGUGGGUAUUCGAGCUGGACAAAUUAAGACUGGUGCGCCGGCCCGAUCUGAGCGGUUGGCUAAACUUAAUCAAAUAUUAAGAAUCGAAGAGGAACUUGGCGAGAAGGCUGUAUACGCUGGAGGUAAUUUCCGAACGGCAAUUAAUCUAUAA